GCUGGCUAAUACCCAGAGCAUCACCAUCCAAACUUCUGGAACUACCACUAGUCUCACGAUUGCCAACAUCACUGAAGAGGAUUAUGGGAACUAUACCUGCGUGGCCUCAAACCGACUGGGCGUCCAGAAUGCCAGCCUUUUCCUCUAUAGACCCGGGACAGGCAGAGAUAUCAACGGCUCUGCCUGUGUAUCUCAAUCACUGUGGCUCCUGCUAGCCUCCUUCGCCUGCCUUUUCUUGAAGUGUUAAUACCCCUGCCCUCUAUCCUUCCCCUUCUCUCCCCCCGGCCUCGCACCUUGGCCUUCCGCCCCAUUCGCUCUUCUUCUUCUUCUUCUCUCCAACUCACCGGCAUCCUUACUGCUACCUUAUUACCAACUUUGCCGCCCUCUUCCCCAGACUGUUUGCAUCAUGAUACAGAAACCUUACGUGCUGUCGAGCACUGCUUACAGGUGUGGAAAAAAACGAUGGGUUAUGAGUAAAAUGUUUUAGGAACAACAACAAAAAAACAAAAAACAGUAAAAUGAAGGACAAAACAAGCAAACAGUGCUUUUUAAAGAAUUGCAUUGUUCUUUUUGAUUGGUAUGCACUUCUUUUGUUUCUGCUUUAUCUUGUCUUCUGGGUCUGGGUCGGGCUUUGGGAGGGGGGUUGUUUGUUUUUUUGUUGUCUACAUGGGAAUAAAAAUGAAGGUGGCCUGGCUCACAGGGACACCAAGAAAACAAUCAUUUGUCUCUAGGACUACUGAAGACAUGAGGUGUAUUUCUUCUUACUCCCUUAGAUGUAUUAUGUUAACUUAAAGCGUAGAUUUAACCGAGUGUUUAUAACCAGUGCAUUAAUGAGAAACACGCAAAGCAUCUGCCAAAUAUACACGUAAAUUUCAAACUAACACAUGUGAAACUCAAAGGGAAACUGCUACGGCUGCUUUUGCGAUGAGAUUAGAGCUGUAAUUUGAUGCUACUGUGCUGAAACACAGAUAUAGUGUUAGGCAGAUACCUCUGCAAUCAGUGUCAUUGCAAGCGGAGCCCAGAAAUAUGGGAACAGAAACAAACCUGAAGAAAUGAGUCUGUCUGGAGCUCUGUGAUAUCUUGCGACCCUUCCCCAUUAUUCCAAAAAACUACCUGUUUUUCUUUUUCUUUCUAGACUCUCACUUACAAACAACAACAAAAAAGAGAACAGGGAAGAGAAACACACAGUAGGUUAUAAUGAUGCGUAUUGUACAUAGUAAAAUUUUGUAUUACUCUAUGAUAAGAAAACCAUGAUGUGCAGUUUGUCUCAGAGGCUGCACCGAGCAGUGUUUGCAUUCAGUCGAUGAGUUUUAGGAUCAUUUUAUCCCUACUGCUGGAAUUUGGAUAAAAAUGUAUGACACCAAUGAAUGACUUACUUUUUUGUUUUUCUCUUAAUCAAAAACACGUGUUUUCAUACGAAAAUGAUACAGAAAAAAUCAUAAUAUAUAGAUAUUGGGGGUAUUAUUUUGUGUGCACCUCAUGAAUCCACUGUCCUUAUAUAUGAAAAAAGCUCAUUUUACAUGAUUCUGAAUAUGGUUGUGAUUUGUUGAGGAUUAGUGAAAUACAGACCUUUGGACCUGGCAGAUACCCAUUAUACAACAAUGUUUUUUAUGUUAUUUUUUGUUUUUUAUAAUUCUGUGCAGUAAUUAUUGUACCUGUCCUUGAAACGAGAUGAGUGCUAGCUUAAAUGAUGUUAAACAGAGGGAGUAUUAUGAGCUUCAUAAUGCUCUUACGCAUACCUGAGAUUUAAUAUGACAGAAGAAACCAAAUGAAUACUGAAUGCAGUUCCCCUCAGUGUCACCAAGGCCACUGUGCUGAAGGCCUUAUGGGGAAAAAAAAUCAAACAAAUGAGAAAUAAUGAGAAUAAUAGUGCUGUUACCUCACCGUGUCCUACAGCAAGAUUUCUAAUCACUCUUUUGCCAGUGAUUAGACUGAACAGUGAGUUAGUUUCUUUAUGAACAAAAUGGUUAAAUAAAUAUGUUACGUGUUGAUAUUUUGAAGAAAAUCUUUCAAAGGGAGCAGCUCGUAGGCCGUAGCUGUUAAAGAGACAGCACUGACACUGGUGGUGACUAAUAGCGUUUGGACUCCAGUGCCCAGCUCAGCUCUUUGAUUGGAUGUGUGCGUUCAGGUCUCCGCUCUUUCAAACAACCAAGCCGAGAUAGUACUGUAAAAACACACGUGUAAUUAAUGUCAUCCUUGUCACGCAUUAAAAGACUCGUUCCCAGUGUGUUCUCUCAUUGUAAAUGCUUCUGAGGCCAUGGCUGUGUGUGUAGUGUUGGUAAUGCUCCAGUCUAAGCUGAGACUUACAGAGACUGAAAACCCACCGCGUUUUUAAUCAAAACUGAAGCAUUUAUGAAUUCAUAUUUCCAUUAGCUCCAUGAGACACAACGAAAACAAUGUCUUGCGAUCAGAUCUCUUAGAAUACGAAAGAAGCUGCUUGUUUUUACACUUUUAUUGUGUUGCGUGCUUUUUUUAUUAUUUUAUCUUAUUUGGUUUUAUUUUACAACUGUGCGAAUGAGUCCUGGUGUUUUUAUACUGCAGUCUGCAGAUUGAUUUUUAGGCUCUAACUUAACCAUACUUGAGGACGCUAUUGUAGUUUAUCAGCAGUUAUCUUCUUACCUUAAUUAGAGCCGAAUGAUCUGGUAGCUGUGGUGAAAUAGUUUUUCAUGAUCAGUUUCCAUAAACAUGGUCUGUGCUACCAGUGAGCUUUACAGAAGAGACAAAAUAAAUGUGUUGUCUCUUUGUUUUAUUUCAGCGGGGGAGACCCUGACAGACCAAAAAAGCUGGGUCAGAUAUCCCCAAAUUGUGUUCUGCAUUUAAUUUCAUGAGCCUGCAUACAGGUCAUUGUCUAGAAUUUCUGCCAUUCAGGUGUGUUUUCCAAUGAGACUAAGCUCACCGAUGUGGAAGUCUAAGUGCUUCCGUGCGGGUUAAAACCAGCUAAUAAGCACUUGACUUAUAGGACCACUGACGUAAAAGCCAUGGAGCUCUGUCUUAUCCAUAAAGCAGCGAGAAAAAAGGAGAUCUGGUGUUAUUCCAUUGCUCAUAGAAACCAACAGCCAGCCUAUAAUGACACAGCACCAACCCCCUGCAGACAGACCUAGAUAUCUACUCAAGACUGUAGAUACAGCUAUGUAGUUUACUACUCAGCAUUGCCUCAAAACAUCGCCGAACUGGCUUGUGUAUGUGUGCGUGUGUACUCAUCUGUUUAUAUGAUUAACCUGCUGGAAAAGUGGCAUACAUGUGAGGCAUGAGAUAAAUGAUGAGUUGGCCCAGCAGCUAACUAUCUACUUUCCAUUGAGCUAUGGUUACACUUGUAACCCUCUAUAUUAAGUUUAGAUUGUUUUUUUCUCUUCCUCUGUGUGUAUAUACAGCAUUAUGUUUCUACUGUAGAAUGUUGUAAAGUCAGCAAAUCCAUAAGAUUGUGUUUAUACAACUCUACAUUUAAAAGUUUAAAAGGCAAAUGUAACUAUCAUGUUUGUACUUCCUUCCCUUUGUCGCGGGGAAUUAAGAUUCAAUCAUGGAUUAGGACACAGCAAUGUCCCUUUUUUUCUAUUUUACUUUAUUAUGGUAUAAGGUAAUUGAAGUCAGUUUCUAAAAAAUAAAAUAUGACAUGUAAUAAAGGUAUAUGAGAAAUGUUAACAAAAUAAAGUUGUUUGAAUUCAGUGUUCUGUAUUUGAAUGUGACAUGAAAUGUCGAAGCAAAGUAACCUUUUCUUUCUGGAGACAGCUUGGAACACAUGUUGUGUUAAUCACCAUGUAACAUGCAAAUAAAAUAAUAUAUGUAUUGUUA
Molecule: messenger RNA, 3789 nt
Organism: Haplochromis burtoni (Burton's mouthbrooder)
Lineage: Eukaryota; Metazoa; Chordata; Actinopteri; Cichliformes; Cichlidae
Product: limbic system-associated membrane protein-like
Cellular component (GO): neuron projection
Source: RefSeq, a predicted model, not a curated record